This is a messenger RNA of Solanum verrucosum, 1776 nucleotides long. RefSeq lists its product as uncharacterized. The coding region runs from base 391 to 1518 and encodes 375 amino acids. The transcript has 9 exons. NCBI's taxonomy places the organism in Eukaryota, Viridiplantae, Streptophyta, Magnoliopsida, Solanales, Solanaceae. The record is from RefSeq and is a predicted model, not a curated record.
GCAACUCUCAUAAACCAUUUUUUUUCACAAUUUUCCUUCAUAAACCUUCCUCAACUGUUCCUCUUCUUUGACUCUUCUAAGCCAAAAAAUCCAUCAAGACUUGAUUUUUCUCUUCUUAAUCUUCUUUAGCCUUGAUUCUUGACUCUUUUUUCUUGCAGAUUUGCUGUUUUUUUUUUUCCAAUUUUUUCUAGCAAGUUCAAAUUUUGCUGGCACUUUGUUCAAUAGAUGUUACUGUAAGACAAAGGGUUGGUUCAGUUAGCCACCUUCAAGGCAAAGGUGAUUAGUUUUCCAACUUCCCAUAUGCAGAGUACUGGAAGUACAGAUACAAAUUGUAGCAGUGACAUGUUGGAGCUUCAUGGAGAUAUUUAAUGUGCUUGGAGUUGAGCUAAAAUGAAGACCACCAAGCCGAUCAAAGCAGAAAAAAAGCUGCAGCCAAACAACACAGAAAAGAAACCAUCAAUUCAGGCUUCUCACGAGGCCCACAAUGACCAGCAGAACCAUACAGCAGACACACCUGUAGCUGAUGCAGGUUCUGUUUCUGCAUCAGGCAAUGAUAACAGAAAAGUUUCACGUGAAGAUAUUGAACUAGUCCAAAACUUGAUUGAAAGGUGCUUGCAAUUGUAUAUGAAUAAGGAUGAAGUGGUGAAAACACUUCUGAAUCGUGCAAGGAUAGAUCCUGGAUUUACAACUCUAGUUUGGCAAAAAUUAGAAGAAGAAAAUGCAGAUUUCUUUCGGGCCUACUACAUUAGGCUUAAACUAAAGAAACAAAUCAUCCUGUUCAAUCAUUUGCUUGAGCAUCAGUAUCAUCUAAUGAAAUAUCCUGUGCCUCCAAAGGUUCCGUUGGCUCCAAUGCAGAAUGGAAUUAGUACCAUGCCAGUCAACAACUUACCAAUGGGAUAUCCCGUCCUGCAGCAACCUUCAGUUCCAGCUGCAGGUCAACCUCAUCUUGAUCCAAUGGGCAUGUCCAGCUGUCAUGUGGUUAAUGGUGUGCCUGCACCAGGAAACUAUCAUCCGAUGAGGAUGAAUUCAGGAAACGAUAUGGUGAUUGACACCAGUGUGUCAGAUGUAGCAGCAGCUGUUCCACCUGGCAAUGCCAUGUCAGAUAUGGCUGUAAGCCCUACAUCAGUAGCUUCCAGCGGCCAUUUUCCCUUUACUGCUUCAGAGAUUUCGGGUAUGGGAGUUGACACCUCAGCCCUUGAUGCUGCUUUUCCAUCUGAUGUAGCGAGCUCAGUAGGAUUACAACUACCACCAGAUAGUGGUGUUGGUAAUUCUAGGGAUUCACUGAGAUCUUUGGCUCAGAUUCCUUGGAAUUUUAGUCUCUCAGAUCUAACAGCAGAUCUGUCGAACUUGGGAGAUCUAGGACCUCUUGGGAACUAUCCUGGUUCUGCAUAUUUGCCUUCUGAUUCAGAUAUUCUACUUGACUCUCCUGAGCAAGAUGAUAUAGUAGAGGAGUUCUUUGUUGAUGCUGAGGCCUCUCCAGAACCAACUUGUCCUCAAUCAGAUGAAGAGAAGCCAUAGUUUCAACUGAGAUAUUAACGUCGCGUUGCAUUUGAAGUUAGAUCAAGUCUGUUGGUAAAAUGAUUAUAUAACUGAUGGAUUGAUGAGCUGAAAACAUUUGAUCUACCCUUUGUUAGGUGUGCUAGAUAUAGUUAUUAAUCUAAUUUAGAAUACUUCAUCUUUGGAUUAUUAUAGUGAUCAGAUCUUUAUUUCAUCAGUAGAAACAGGACAGGAUAUGUUAAAGUGAAAAUAGUCUAUCAGAAAGGAUUUUACUAUCCA